Molecule: messenger RNA, 7940 nt
Organism: Corythoichthys intestinalis (scribbled pipefish)
Lineage: Eukaryota; Metazoa; Chordata; Actinopteri; Syngnathiformes; Syngnathidae
Product: oocyte zinc finger protein XlCOF6-like
Exons: 5
Coding region: 373-2553 (726 amino acids)
Biological process (GO): regulation of transcription by RNA polymerase II
Molecular function (GO): DNA-binding transcription factor activity, RNA polymerase II-specific; RNA polymerase II cis-regulatory region sequence-specific DNA binding
Source: RefSeq, a predicted model, not a curated record
UUUGUGUUAUUAUGUGUAUUUUUUUUGGUUUUAUUUUACGUUCAUGAUGUCAUCAAUACUCGCCGUCGCGUCCGAUUGUUCAUUGUACUUUGGAAGUCGAUUGCCUGCUUUGAAUUGGUAGUGCUAAGAAAACAAUCCACUUUUCAUCUCUCUUUGGCCCUAUUGCGUAAAAUAAUCUACUGAAAAGUGUAAAAAAUCUGCGGACACGCCAAGAAUCCGUUCAAUCUCGCUUCUGCUUCAAGUCGCUUGGUUGUACGUGGAAACUUCGAGACCUGCUUAGGUUAGCAUAACCUAGUUUAGCCGCUAACAAAGUGAACAAACAACGCGCUUGGAUCAACAUAACGCCCAGCAAGCAAACAUCAAUUCCCAAAAAUGUCAGAUGUCAGUCAAGAGCAACGCCAGGAGUUUGCUCAGACCAAAGAAGAGGAGGAGGAAGAAGAGUUGUCACACAUCAAGAAGGCAGAGGACGACAAAUUCGUUCACAUUAAAGAGGAGCAACAGGAGUAUUUGAUUAAAGUUGAGAACCCCAACAUUGAGGAGCAGCAGCAACCUUAUGCCCUUAAAAAGGAGGACGUGAAAGAGGAGGUCUCCAAGUGGACUGGUGAGCCCUUGAAGGUUGAAAAUGGAGGUCCGAGCAGAGGAGCGGAGCCUCCCAGUGGCAGCAGCAGCAGUUGUUCAAAAGAAGGAUCCCACCUCAUCGCUCAACCAUCAGAGAAUGACGAUGCCACAUCACACUCGCUGUUCUGUUUCAGCGAAUAUCUUGGUCCUGAGCGGCAGGAACCAAAAUCUCCUGGCGUUGAAGAGGAUGUUGAGCCCCCCCGAAUCAAAGAGGAGGAGCCAGAGCCCUGUCAAGAGGAGGAUGGUAUCAACAAGUGGACUGAUGUCAGUCAAGAGCAACGCCUGGAGUUUGCUCACAUCAAAGAAGAAGAGGAGGAAGAGUUGUCCCACAUCAAAAAGGAGGACGACGACGAAUUCGUCCACAUUAAAGAGGAGCAAGAGAAGUAUUUGAUUAAAGUUGAGAACCCCCACAUCAAGGAGCAGCAGCAACCUCAUCCACAUAAAAUGGAGAAUGAGGACCCUCCAUUUGUUAAAGUGGACGACAUCUUCAAGUGGACUAGGGAGGGUACGAGUGAGGCCACCGGAGGGGCGGAACCUCCCAUUGACAGCAACAGUUGUUCAAGAGAAGCAGACGACCUCAUUGCUCAACCAUCAGAGAGUGACGACGCCACCACACACUCGCUGUUAUGCUUUAGCAAGUAUCUUGGUCCUGAGCGGCAGGAGCCAGAAUCUGCCUGCGUUAAAGAGGAUGUUGAGCCCCCCCAAAUCAAGGAGAAGGGUCCAGAGCCCUGUCAACAGGAGGAAGGUAACAAAAGGGGAACCGGUGAGCCCUUGAAGACUGAAGACGAUCUGAGCGAAAGCCGCAGCAGCUCAACAGAAGCAGGCAUUUUAUGCGCUCCACCAGAUAGAAAUGGCGCCACGUCACACUCGUCUUACAACGAUGACGGUCAUAAGAAAUCUCACCGUGACGACGAACACUGCAAAUGCUCUCAGUGCGGGAAAACCUUUGCUAAUAGCUAUAAUUGUCGUAUACAUAUGAGGUGCCACACUGGCGAAAAACCUUUUGUCUGCUCAGUUUGCGGUCAGAGAUUUGGUCACCAGUCCCACUUAAAAAAACACACAAGAACCCACAGUGGGGUGGGUUUAGUCUGCUCAGUUGGUGGUGAAAGAUUUCGUCUCGAGUCCAUCUUCAAAAUUCAUACAAAAACCCACGCUGAAGAAAAACCUUUUUCCUGCUCAGUUUGUGGUAAAAGAUUUCGUCUCAAGUCCACCUUCAAAAUUCAUUCAAAAACCCACGCUGAAGAAAAACCUUUUUCCUGCUCAGAUUGUGGCAAAAGAUUCCAUAACAAGAGCACUGCAAUAACACACACAAAAACCCACACUGGUGAAAAACCUUGUGUUUGCUCCGUUUGCGGUCAAAGAUUCAGACACGCAAGCGCCUUAAAAGUGCACGUAAGAACCCACACCUUAGAAAAACCUUUUGCCUGCUCAAUUUGUGGUCGAAGUUACACUGAAAACCGAAACUUACGAAACCACAUAAAAACACACACCGGAGAAAAACCUUUUGCCUGCUCAAUUUGUGGUCGACGUUUCAUUGAUAAGCGAGACGUAAAAAGACACAUGAGAUACCACACCGGUGAAAAACCUUUCGCAUGCUCAGUUUGUGGCCAAAAUUUCACCAGCAAGGAAGGCUUAAUACCACACACAAGAAUCCACACUGGUGAAAAACCUUUCGCAUGCUCAGUUUGUGGCCGAAAUUUCACCCACAAGAAAGGCUUUAUAUCACACACAAGAACCCACACUGGUGAAAAACCUUUUGUUUGCUCAAUUUGUGGUCGAGGUUUCGCUGUACAGAAAACGCUACAAGACCACAUGACAACCCACACCAGAGAAAAACCUUUUGCCUGCUCAAUUUGUGGUCGAGGUUUCGCUGUAAAGCAAAAUUUACGAAAGCACAUAAGAAGCCACACCGGAGAAAAACCUUCUGCCUGCUGAGGUGCGGCCAAAGAUUGAUUCACAAGUGCACCUUAACCCUUUAGACCCUGAGCAUUUUUUAGUGAAAUUAGAGGUUGAUUUUUCUGUGAGUAGUUACAAACUAAAUUAGCAGUUCAAACAUGCCUUAUUGUACAUAUUCUUAUUCCUGAAUCACCAAAAGAGGAUGUCAUGAACUUUUCUCCAAAAUAUUUACAUUUUAGAAAGUGUCAUGACCAGUGCAUAGACUUCACUAUCAGUUGACGGGAAACUGGGCUCGGGGACCGAGCACCAUAGGGGGCGUAUUUUCAUUCAAAUAUUUUCAAGACCAUAUGGAUGUACUGUACAUGGCCGUCAAUGCCAUCAAUUACACAUGCAUCAGUCAAAAAAAGUCAAUGUUUGCGCGAUCUUCAAAAUAUAUUUCAUUUCACUCUGCAUAAUAUAAGUCAUUUGUACUUAUUUUUCUGAAUGUAUGUAACUUAUAGCUUUAUUGAUAUAUAAUAAAAGGAAGUGUUUCAAUUAACUUCAAUUUUAAAUGUAUAUCCUAUGUUCUUAAGUAGUUAGAAUUGAGAUUUGGCAUAUAGUAUAUGAGGAAAUGAGGGAAAACAAAAAUUAGGAGAUGGAGGUUGGUGUUAUUGCUGUCUAUGUUAACUUUAAUUUUGCAAAUCAUUGAAAAAAAUACAAUUUUGAAUGAAAUUCAGUUUUUGUGUUCGUUAUAGAAAUAACUGGGCUAAAACAGUUUUCUUUGCAUUUUAAUAGUUUAAGAGGUCCAGGACCUUGAAAUACUUCUUGCGAAGCCACUCCUUUGUUGCCCUGGCUGUGUGUUUGGGAUCAUUGUCAUGCUGAAAGACCCAGCCACGUCUCAUCUUCAAUGUCCUUGCUGAUGGAAGGAGAUUUUCACUCAAAAUCUCUUGAUACAUGGCCCCAUUCAUUCUUUCCCGCACACAGAUCAAUAAUAGGGGUGCCUUUGCAGAAAAACAGCCCCAAAGCAUGAUGUUUCCACCCCUGUGCUUCACAGUGGGUAUGGUGCAAUUCAGUAUUCUUUCUCCUCCAAACAGGAGAACCUGUGUUUCUACCCAAAAGUUCUAUUUUGGUUUCAUCUGACCAUAACACAUUCUCCCAGUCCUCUUCUGGAUCAUCCAAAUGCUCUGUAGUGAACCGCAGACGGGCCUGGACGUGUACUUUCUUCAGCAGGGGGACACGUCUGGCAGUGCAGGAUUUGAGUCCCUGGCGGCGCAUUGUGUUACUGAUAGUAGCCUUUGUUACUGUGGUCCCAGCUCUCUGUAGGUCAUUCACUAGGUCCCCCCGUGUGGUUCUGGGAUUUUUGCUCCCCGUUCUUGUUAUCAUUUUGAUGCCACGGGGUGAGGAGGGAGUUGAAAGUCCGUGUUGGCCAACGACAGCCCCAAAGCAUCACUGCUCUAGAGGAGAUCUGCAUGGAGGAAUGGGUCAAAAUACCAGCAACAGUGUGUGAAAACCUUGUGAAGAGUUACAGAAAAUGUUUGGCCUCUGUUAUUGCCAACAAAGGGUACAUAACAAACUAUUGAGAUUAAAAUAAAAAAAAUCAAACAUUGUGAUAUUCUGGUUGAGGUUUACACAUGUUGACAAUAACAGGCCUCUCUAAUAUUUUCAAGUGGGACAACUUGCACAAUUAGUGGUUGACUAAAUACUUAUUUGCCCCACUGUACAUGGCCGUCAAUGGCAUGAACGUGCAUAGCCUUCAUUGGUAUUUGUGAGCAUGGGCGUCAAUGCACUGUGAAUGCCAUUGGAAAAGAAUGGGAUAUUCGAUCGAAAUGACCAGAAUUUCCAUGCAACUUUUCGAAUUACCUGUUUGCCGAUUUUUUAUUUUAUUUUUUUGGGAGAAAAAAAAUUCAAAAUUAAUCUAGUCCUAAAAAAAUUACCAAAUCACGUAAUUCAGACAUCAAAAAUUCAGAGACGGUAAGGUGUGUAAAAGUUGUAUACAGAAUUUGGGGGGAAAAAACUUACGGUUCCCCCAAAAUUUGCCAAAAACUGUCCCAUUCGUUUGUAAAGGCAAGGUAAGGCAAGGCAAGGCAAAUUUAUUUAUAUAGCACAAUUCAACACAAGGCAAUUCAAAGUGCUUUACAUCACAUGAAGACCAUAAAAAUCACAUUUAAAUCAACACAAAGUAAAAACCAAGACAAAAGAUCGCAUUUAAUCACAGAAUAAAAAUAAAUAAAUAAAAAUAAAACAAAAAUAGAAAUAAAGCAAAAACUACUACUACUAAUAAUCAUUGAAAUCAGCAAUGGAGAUAAGCACAAGAGGAAUAGAAGGCAGGUAGAUUGAAAUAUAUAGACAGGUAUGGAUAUGCAGUGCUAAACAAAAGCGUUUUUAGCCCUGAUUUAAAGGAGCUAACAGUUUGAGCAUACUUCAGACGUUCGGGUAACUUGUUCCAGAGGUGAGGAGCAUAAUAACUAAAUGCUGCCUCACCCUGCUUGGUUCUUGUUCUUGGAACAUGCAGAAGACCCGUUCCAGACGACCUUAGGGGUCUAGAUGUCUCAUAGGAAUCUAACAAGUCAAGCAUGUAUUUUGGUCCAAGGCCAUUAAGUGUUUUGUAGUAUUUUAUAGUCUAUCCUUUGACUCACUGGAAGCCAGUGUAGCGAUUUCAAAACCGGUGUAAUGUGGUCCAGCUUCCUUGUAUUUGUGAGGACUCUGGCUGCAGCAUUCUGUACUAGCUGCAGCUUCCCAACUGAUUUUUUAUCAAGACCUGUAAAUAUACCGUUGCAGUUGUCCAAUCUGCUGAAAACGAAUGCAUGCAUAAGUUUUUCCAUGUCUUGUUGAGUCAGAAGCCCCUUAAUUCUGGUUAUAUUUUUUAGGUGGUAAUAAGCGGAUUUAGUGACGGACUUUAGAUGGCUAUCAAAUUUUAGGUCUGAGUCAAUAAUUACACCAAGGUUUCUGACUUGAUUUGUAGCUGUAAGUGACAUUGUGCUAAGUUGGCUGCUUAUCUUUGACCUUUCCUUUUUUGGCCCAAAAAUGAUCACCUCUGUUUUCUCCACAUUUAACUGGAGAAAAUUCUGGCACAUCCAUUCAUUGAUUUGAUGAAUGCAUUUACUCAGGGAGACUAAGGGACUAUAAUCAUGUGGGGACACAGAAAUGUAUAGUUGUGUGUCAUCUGCAUAGGCGUGAUAAGAGAUGUCAUACUGUUCCAUUAUCUGAGCUAACGGAAGCAUAUAGAUGUUAAAUAAGAGUGGUCCAAGAAUUGACCCUUGAGGGACUCCACACGUGAAUUUGGUUCGUUCUGACUGAUAAUUUCCGAUUGACACAAAGAAAUCCCUAUCAUGUAAAUAGGAUGUGAACCACUGAAGAAUAGUGUCAGUAAGCCCUACCCACUGUUCCAAUCUGCUGAGUAGUAUGUUGUGAUCAACCGUGUCAAAUGCGGCGCUGAGAUCCAAUAGUAGCAGAACAGAUGAUUUGCCUGCAUCGGUAUUCCGACGAAUAUCAUUUAGGACUUUGAUAAGCACAGUCUCGGUGCUGUGUUGUGGCCGAAAUCCAGACUGAAAUGAGUUAAAAAGAUUGUUUUGGAUCAUAAAAGUCUGGAUCUGUUCAAACACAACCCUUUCGAUAAUUUUCCCCAGGAAUGUCAGAUUUGAUAUUGGCCUGUAAUUACUAAUGGUUGAGGCAUCCAGAUUAGGUUUUUUUAGGAGAGGUUUUAUUACUGCAGUUUUUAAAGUCUGAGGAAACUCUCCUGUUUGGAGGGAAGUAUUUAUAAUCUGAAGUAUGUCUGGGGCUACGCAAUGAAAAACAGUUUUGAAAAAGUUUGAAGGAAGGAUGUCAAGGCAGCAUGUUGUGGGCUUUAGUUUCGACACAAUUUCUGUUAAAGUGGCAUAGUCCAAGAGGCUAAACUGUCUAAGAUUGACGUGGGGGACAUGUUGGGAGGCAUUUAGUGUAACAUUUGUUAAUCCGGAGGUGCACACAGUCUGUCUAAUCAUUAGUACUUUGUGUGUAAAGAAUGCUGCGAAAUUAUUACAGGACACCUCAGAUGCCAAUUCCUGAGGUAUUGAUGCUUGUGGGUUUGUCAGUUUGUCAACAACAGAAAAUAGUGUGCGAGUAUUGUUGGUGUUUCUACUAAUGAUCUCUGAAAAAUAUGAUUGUCUAGCAUUUUUCAGUUCCUGGUUGUAUUUGCGAAGACUCUCUUUGUAGAUAUCAUAAAAAACUAGGAGUUUGUUUUUUCGCCAUCUGCGUUCUGCUCGUCUACAAACUUGAAAAAAUAAUACAUUUUAUUUGAAGGCGCCUUUCUGGCACUCCAGGUUGCCAUACAAUUAUUAAAAAAACAAUUAAGCGAAUCAAAGAGUGAAAACAGUAAAAGUAUUUUAGAACGUUUAAGGCAAAUAUAAAAUACUGUGAAAAUAUAUUUUAUUCGUGCUUAUAAAACAUUACUGGUGUGAUACUAUAUUCAUUUCUUAGACAAUACAUCCAGGUGCGUGUGCUGUAUUUCUUUGAACUUCCAAAAUGACACCAGUUGACUGCCUUAUCAAGUUUUGACUCCCUUUCGUCCCAGCUACAGCUUCCAAGGCCGUACCUUACAAUGUCUUCUGUGGAAAGUCCCCAGGUUGAGCUGUAAUAAGUUUCACUUCUGUUUCACAGUAAGGAUCCAGUUUUGAGAAACCACACCGAACAAGGCACUUCCUAAACUGUUGCUAUUCUGAACUAACCAAUCACUGCAUGCCAUGUACUCACUUUCUGCAUAUUCUAUUACUAUGUAUUAUCAUGUGACUUUGUCAAUAAAAGGGCUGCACGAUGGAAAAAGAGUUGGAGAUCGGUCCCCGUGCACGUAAAACUCGAGUGGCUGGAUUUGAAUGUGAACUUUUUCUCCUUGCGACUGUCCUUAGAAUAGAAUACUGGUUGUGUUUUAUUUCCUGACAAAUACCGUAAUUUUCGGACAAUAAGCCGCUACUUUUUUCCUUUAUUUUGAAUCCUACGGUUUAUAAUCCAGAGCGGCUUAUUUGGGUUAAAAGGUAACAUUUUAUAUGACAGCGGCGUCAUAAGACCAUCAUAAUUAUGACAUGACACUAUCAUGGGCAUUACUGAAUGCUUAUGAUAGAUGUCAUUAACUCCAUUUAUGUCCAGCUCGGAUCUUUUACUUCCAUUCAAAAGUGAGAUAAUUUGCCAGAUAAGACUAAAUGACAUCUGUUAUAUGGUGUUAUAUAGCGCUUUUUCACCUUUCAAGGCGCUCAAAGCACUUUACACUAUAUCGCCAUCCACCUACUGGUGACGCAGCACCAGGAGCAAGCCGUAUCUUACGCAAGGAUACUUAGACAUGUUCAUCAGGACGGAGAAUUGAACCCACAACCUCUGGGGGGCAACUACUCUUCCACUGAGCCACGCCACACCCGCAUUCAUUAAUGCUUAUGACAGUGCCAUGUCAUAAUUAUGAUUGACUAAGGACAGUCUUAUGG